GUUAUCGCCUAAACCCGGCUUGUCCGUCCUGUCCGUCUUGUCCGCACCGCAACAUUUGACGCUUCAAGGUUGACCCCACUUGAUCAGUCAUUCAGUCAUUGGAUGUCGUCAAUUCAAUGGACCGAACGCGAACCCCUUCUUCUAUUCUAAGAAUUUAAUCAUCAAAUAGAAUUGACUCAACCUCCUCACCUUCCAAGGCUACAACCAUUACUGUUGCUCUGUCGCUACAAGAAUACCAAGGUACCCUUUUCUUCGACCGGGUACCUUCUGCCGAUUCUCUUCCCCUCUCUCCCUUUCUUGGGGCAAUUCGCAAUUCUUCUUUUCCUAUUAAUCCUCUGCCGCUGAUUCUUAGCCUAUUUGUCAUCCCUAUUAUCAUAUGAAUUACGCUGCAUACGACCAACUUCCUACUUGAUCCGACAAUGGCAGCGCAGAGUGUUGCGUUCUAGAGGGUGGCUGUCACUCGUUGAAGAAUCGCGAUGGCACCACCCUCGCGAUUCUACCACCUUGUACCUCGAUCCCAACAAUUGUCUUAAAUUAAUCACGGAGCGAACCUCUACGAAUACCAAGAAGUAAACUUGACUUAGCACUUCUUUCGUAUAUCAUACUUGAUCAUUAGCUGUCGCGUGACGAUAACUUCGCGUUGCUUGUGUUGCCCUUUUUACGUCUACUAGGUGUAUACGUAUUCUACGACUCCUGAGUAAAUCAACUUGCGAUCUCGAAUAAACCGACGUAUACGCGAUGCGCCGCAAACAUGGUGCGGCGAAGAGUGCGCGGGCUAUUAAGGGCUCAGGUCCGACGCCUAUCGCUUCAAUCUCUUCAGCCACCACUCCGUUAAGCUCAGCUUUGCCUUCGACUUAUACUUCAGAAGCGGAGUACGAUAUCAACGACGAAGUAGCUAAGCUGCAAAUCGGCGCCCUAACGUUAGAUCCCUCAGCACCGAGCCAGCGAAAGCCAAAACGAGAAAAGCCACAGCCAUUCCGGUUUCUCGACCUUCCUUCCGAGCUACGUCUAAAGGUUUACGAUUACCAUUUUAUUAACAUCGGCCACGUGCUCGACCUUGAAUACGACAACCAUAAGAGAAUCCACCAGAAACUAGCCAUUCUCCGAUCUUGCCGUACUAUAUAUCAAGAGGCGUCCUACUUGUUCUACAGUACCCAUCCUGUUCGCAUAUUUCCGACGACUCCUGGGCGCUUCUUCAAGACAAAGAAGCCCCUACUAGCUCGUAUGAAGCCCAAUCAACGUUCGUUCCUAACCUCGCUCGAACUACGUUUAGGACCAGGAUGGAGUAGUCCACCUAGAGGUUGGGUAGUGAAUCCCGCAUUGGGUUUAUCGGAUUGUGUUAAUGUUACGAGAAUCACUGUCUACGUUGAAUGCGAUCCAGGAAAUGAUUUCUUCAGGGGAUUCCGCCAACCGGACAACUUUUAUGAACGAUUCUCCAAAUCCUUACUUACUAGCGUUCUUGACGAGAUGCCAUGGGUUGGACGAAUCGAGUUCGAGGCGUGGCCAAACGUCAAGAAAUCAGGGGCACUAAUGCGUGGACUGAUCGAAGUCGUGACGACUAGGGGACUGAAAAUCCUCUGGGGUAAGCAAAGGGGGUGGUCCGAUGCGGAGGAAGUAGAACCGCAGCCGGCGUUAGACCUCAAUGCCCCCCUUCUCAUAGAACACGGCAGUUCGGGUAUUAUGGUGGCAGCGUAGUACAAGCCGUAGUUUCUUUUUUCUCCUCCUUAUUAUAUAGUAUUGAAACUGCAACGUCUAAAGGAGUUAUGGAUGGCAAAGGACUGGUUGGCAAAUGGGAACUAUUCGUUAAGUAAUGGUCACGGCAAUCCCAUGGAUUUUUGGGGUAGCGUACUUGCCUCUCGCCUCUCACUCAGAAGAAUCAGGCCUGAAGAAGACUUGAAUUGAUAGGAUUUCAACUACGUAAUUCUCACUGCA
Molecule: messenger RNA, 1932 nt
Organism: Annulohypoxylon maeteangense
Lineage: Eukaryota; Fungi; Ascomycota; Sordariomycetes; Xylariales; Hypoxylaceae
Exons: 1
Coding region: 739-1695 (318 amino acids)
Source: RefSeq, a predicted model, not a curated record